Molecule: messenger RNA, 552 nt
Organism: Suillus paluster
Lineage: Eukaryota; Fungi; Basidiomycota; Agaricomycetes; Boletales; Suillaceae
Exons: 4
Coding region: 1-552 (183 amino acids)
Source: RefSeq, a predicted model, not a curated record
AUGUGGGCGGGACUUGAGCGCCCCGUUGGAGCGCGAGCCUCUCGAGCAUUCGCAGUGAUCAUCUGGCCGAGAGACCAGACGAGACCGAUGUCAGAUGGGUGGUGGGAUGAAUGUAUCACAGGUCUGGCUCCAGAGGAGGUUGCGCGUGAUUUUCGAUCUGUAGGAGAGGGCUUAGAAGGUGCUGGAACAAACGAGGAUAAGGUUGAUGCGGGUGAAAUAAUUUCCAGCUGGGGGCGCCAUCAGCAACGGGGCACUAACGUUGCGACAAAUUCCUGGGUUACCUACAUCGGACUCAUCUACCAAAUCGAUAUUCAGCGUCCACCUAAACAACGCUAUGAACAACACUAUGGUUAUCGCGUCAACCGAAAAUACAUGCUCUACCUCGAGAGUAAAAUCAAAACCGAUCCCAACGCUUUCUAUAAUUCCAUGUCGUUGUAUUGCAUUGACCCAGAGCGGCACGACGAGGUAGAGUGUGACGAAGAUCUGCAUCGUUUUGAAGAGGACGAAGAGGACGAGUUUGUCAUCUUGGUCCUCUCUGUUUGUUCAGGCUAG